Paramecium primaurelia is the source of this 512-nucleotide messenger RNA. Lineage: Eukaryota; Ciliophora; Oligohymenophorea; Peniculida; Parameciidae. The record is from the annotation of a GenBank genome assembly.
AUGUCAUGUUAAUUAGAAGACUUAGGCAGAGUUUUCCCAAGGAAAUCAGUUUUACUAAAAACAUAUAUGUUGGGUUGUUUUUACUUGUUUUAUCAAACAAUCAAGCCUGAUGAAAAAAAGAAAGAGAAACAACAUAUUUCAGAAUUGAGACCAAACAUUUUAAGAAAUCAUUGUUAACGAAAUUUAUUUUAAAUGACUUGUAGAAAUGACUAAUAGAUGUAAAUGAAGUAAUAGUAAAAGACUUCUUAUGGUUUAAUGGAAUUUAGUAUAAUAUUAAAUCAAUAUAGGAACAUCAUUAUUCCCUGCUUAAGAUUAAAAAUUAAACAAUUCAACUUCUUAAGUGGUAUAUAUAUUGAAUAUAUAUGUAGCAUAUACUUCAAAUACAUUCUAAAAAACUCUAACAUUUUUGUUUGGAUGACUUAUCAACAAUUGAAAGUGAGUUUAUCCCUGAUCUUAAAUUAGAUCUUUAGACUCAUUCUACUGUUGAUAUGACUCAAAGCUGUAUGUUUUGA